AUGAGUUUUGCAAAGAAAAACUCUAAUAAAUUAUUAAAUAAAAAUGUGAGUUGUUUUAAAAGCCUGCAGGGAACAAGCGGCAAUAAUAAAGUCUUAAGCUCAUUAGAGUAUUACUUUAAGAUUGGUCGCAUUCCUUUGCAACACUUCAAAUCAAAUUCGGUUGCAGAAAUUUAA
Messenger RNA from Vairimorpha ceranae, 174 nucleotides. RefSeq lists its product as hypothetical. The coding region runs from base 1 to 174 and encodes 57 amino acids. The record is from RefSeq and is a predicted model, not a curated record. The transcript has a single exon. NCBI's taxonomy places the organism in Eukaryota, Fungi, Microsporidia, Nosematidae.